GGGUAUGCCAGUGCCCACUCCAGAAGCCCAGCUGCCUGAAGGCCAGUGUGACCCAAUUCUGCAACCCGCCCAAGAAGGAGACGCAUCUGCAGUUCAACCAGAGCCCUCCAAACCUAUUGUAGUGAGCAGCUCAGGGCCAGAGCUAGAGGCUCCAGGAGAUGAAAGCCUGGAGUGUGUUCUCGGUCCAUCUGGGGAGCAAGUGGAGUCUCUGGGUCCGUCUGGGGAGCAAGUGGAGUCUCUCGGUCCAUCUGGGGAGCAAGGGGAGUCUCUCGGUCCAUCUGGGAAGCAAGUGCAGUGUUGCCCGCUUGCUGGAGAGGCUGACUGCCUUGAGUCUGUUGCUGAGCAGCCAGAGCCACCCGUACAGGAGCCUCUGCCGCCCAGCCGGGAUGUAGCACCCGUCCCAUCUGUGCAGCUGGAAGCUGACACAGGCUUAGGAGGGGACAUUCCUCCAGUUACUUAUUUUGACCAAUACUAUGAGCCGCCAGUGGCUGAAGACGCCGAUGGUGCUCUGACCUGUGCUGCCGAGCAAGAGCCUGCUGGCCCACCAGCUAGCGAGGCAGACAGGCCUGCGGAAAUAGACCCGGCUCCCUGGGAGUGCGUGGAGAUGGAGGAUGUGCAGAUUUCCUCCAGGGGGCCAUCCCGGAUGUCCAUGCUAGAGUUAGACAGUGAUGAGGAGACAGCUCGAGUGCUAGAUUGGCUGCCCGAAGAGAAGGCAGAUCAGUUCUCCAUCAUGGCCGUCAAACUGUUCAAAAGACUCAUCCCUUACCACCUUUUGAGUUACGUGUAUGUACAAGCUGACCAGGAGGAGUGUCUGGAGCGCCUGGCACCCACUCUGCUUCCCAUACUGGAGCACUGUGAGCAGGUCUCCAGUUGUGUGAUCACCACGUGCCUCGGGGACCACAGCAUGGAGGCAGCAGAGAGAGCCCAAGUGGUGCAGCACUGGAUAGAGGUGGCUCUGGAGUGCCACCUACGAAAAAAUAUCUCCACCUUAUUUGCAAUCGUGUGUGCUCUGCAGAGCAGCCAGCUCCAAGGCCUGAAGAAGACGUGGAGAUUGGUUUGCAGGGAGAGAGUAGCUGUCUAUCAGGAGCUGAGGAGGAUACACUGCCAGGAGCAAGUGUACAAGGGGCGAGAGUCCAGAUACAAGAGCUUCUGGAAGAAACUCAAGAGAGGCUGCAAGAAGCCUCAACAAUUGGACUAUCCCGAGGGCACAGUCCCUUACCUGGGCACCGUCCUCACACACCUGGCCUCACUGCACAAAGACCAAGAUUCCAAGGAUGGCUCUUGGCUGAAUGUAAAAAGAAGACGAGAGGAAUUCAAGGUGAUGGCACUAAUGAAGGAGCUAAAGGGCUCAUGUCAGGAGCUCCAGGUGGUUCCUGACAUGAACUUCGUAUCUUGGUUUAACAACAUGAACCGCCUAAAUGAGUUGGAAAGCUCCAAGCUAUCCAGGGAGCUGGAGCCUCCCCGCCGGGUACUUGUCCUGAGCAGGAACAACAAGAGGAGCCCUCCCCUGAGGAAGCGCUCAGGAAAUUGCCAGGCUUUGACAAGAGAGCUCAGCAACAAUGGCAGUUCCCAGUUGGAGACAAAUGAGCAGCUCAGCGGUGGGAAUGGCAGCCAUGCACCCAGCAUGCACUUGGGCUGCUCACCCAAGCCUUCUUCACACUGCAACCGAUUAUUUCAGUCGGCCCCAAACAUCUGCAUGGCAAAGAUGACAGAAUAUGAGGGAAUCUUGCCGUUCCUGAGCCCCCAGCCCUCCCGGAGAGCUGGGCAUGGGGCUGUAUCCUAGGCUGUCCUUUCUUCAGCCAAGAUGCGUGCACUCCAACCAGAGAAAAUCAUAUUCUCCAAUGAGUUAUGGGAAAUGCGUUGCACAAUGCACAAAGACUCAAAUGUCAGGUCAUUUAGAUUAAAAACCUAUGUGGAAACACUAA
Dipodomys spectabilis (banner-tailed kangaroo rat) is the source of this 1925-nucleotide messenger RNA. RefSeq names its product ral guanine nucleotide dissociation stimulator-like. The coding region runs from base 5 to 1783 and encodes 592 amino acids. NCBI's taxonomy places the organism in Eukaryota, Metazoa, Chordata, Mammalia, Rodentia, Heteromyidae. The record is from RefSeq and is a predicted model, not a curated record. Gene Ontology annotation, biological process: Ras protein signal transduction; positive regulation of GTPase activity. Gene Ontology annotation, cellular component: plasma membrane. Gene Ontology annotation, molecular function: guanyl-nucleotide exchange factor activity. The transcript has 10 exons.